Molecule: messenger RNA, 1441 nt
Organism: Pelobates fuscus (common spadefoot toad)
Lineage: Eukaryota; Metazoa; Chordata; Amphibia; Anura; Pelobatidae
Gene: XKR9
Product: XK related 9
Exons: 3
Coding region: 338-1441 (367 amino acids)
Biological process (GO): phosphatidylserine exposure on apoptotic cell surface; apoptotic process involved in development; engulfment of apoptotic cell
Cellular component (GO): plasma membrane
Source: RefSeq, a predicted model, not a curated record
AUUUCAAAAUGGCUGUAGAGCCAAAUGGUGCUAAAAAGACCUCAUAUGGACAAUUUUGAAGUAUUUAUCAUGACUUUCCCACGUAUAUUUUUUUUAUUGGUUGCCAGAGGAACUGGUUAGUCAGAGGAAAACAUGAUUUUACAUUUUUGCAAAGACAUAUGCAAAUUAUUUUACAUGAACUAUGGAAUCUGAAUCAAACAUGGAGCUGCAUAUGUCAAGACAUGAAGACUGCUGACUGUAAUCAAUAUAAUUCCAUACAAUACGAGGAUUAAUAUAUAAAUAUGAAGAGCAUAAAUUAAUUUAAAACACAAUAAUCAGGAGACAAAAUCACCAAAGGAUGAGUUUUACAAGAUGGAAUUUCUGCAUGACAGGAAUGGGGAUUUUUACCUUUUUGUUUGACGUUGGAGUAGAUCUAUGGAUAGCGAUAAAAUAUUUUCAGCAAGAACUUCAUCUUUAUGGUUUAUUAACAAUUUUUUUCAUUAUUGUCGGUGCAAUAAUAGUUCAGGUGUUUAGCUACACAUGGUUUAAGGAUGUUGAGAAAGACAGCAGGAAAUUAACAUGGAUACUUGUUGUUCAUCUCUUCCUAUCAGGAAUAUUCGUUCGGUACUGGUAUGCAUUGAAGUAUGGAUAUCUGGCAACAUUAUCCAAACAGAAAACAAAUGAUUCUACAACUAAGAAGAAAAUAGCUGUGGAAGCCAUGACAGAUCUGAGCAUGCUACGUGUAUUUAAAACUUACCUAGAGAGCGUUCCCCAGCUAAUUCUUCAGAUUUACAUCCUGAUGGAGCAUGGCCGGAUAAGUAUUGUUCAAUAUGCCUCCAUUUUGGUGUCAGUAUCCAGUAUUUCAUGGUCUACUGUCGACUACCAGAUGUGCUUACGGAAAUCUCUGCCGGGAACAAAAGGAAUGAAUGUUGGGUUACCUGCCGUCACUUACGUACUGUACAAAUUUUUCACUCUGACCUCGUGGAUAGUGAGCAUCGUGUUUCUCCUCUCCUGCAAACCCUACCUGUUUGCUAUUCUUAUGACUGUGCUAUGGGUAGCAGGCUGGUGUUGGACAUUGAAGCAGAAAACGGACUUCUGCAGUUCCUCGGAGAUGGAAAUCCUGUAUAGAAUUAUAAUCGGAUUUAUACUUAUUUUUACCUUUUUCAAUGUAAAAGGACAAAAGACUAAAAUCCCAAUCUCGAUUUACUAUUUCGUCAGGGUGCUUACCGUCACAGGGAUUCUCAUAUUAUGCUUCUACUAUAAACCUAACUUAACGCGCACUUUACUUUUCACUAUUUUAAGCAUUGCUACUGUUCUUUCCUUGGGAUUAGGCAUAAUCUCGUUAAUCCUUUACUAUGUGUGUUUUCACCCAACCCUAUGUGCUAAGGAAAUCAUGGGAGAUAAAGUUGAUGGGGACUCAUCUGAGCAAGUUAGCAGAAUGAAACGUUUUAUAAUGCCUUAA